CCUCAUAAAUCCCUUCCACAAGACUUUAUUUCACGACGAUAUCAUCGUCAUCGCAAUGGCUGCUCCUCAAUCUGGCUCCUGGCGAAAUGGCCUCUUCGGCAAGAUCUGCGGUGGAAGCUGCGGUACCUGCAUGGGAGCCUGGUGCUGCACGCCUUGUCUCCACGGCCGCGUGUCCUCCCGCUACGAAGUCUUCCCGGACAGCGACGAAUCCAGACUCGAGACCUUCAACGGGGACUGCAUGAUCGCGUACGCCGCGGGAUGUUUCGGGCUGACUUUCCUGCCCAUCAUGUUCAAGCGGGCGGAGAUCCGGCAGCGCUUCGACAUCCCGGGAGACGGGUGCACCGAUUGUCUGUUGUCGUGUUUCUGCCAGCCGUGCGCCCUCGCGCAGAUGUCGACCGAGCUGAAGGACCGCAGCGCCGCCGCUCUGCUCCCGACGCACGGCCUCGGUGACGACAAGACUGGGUAUGUUUCUCCUGCGGCCGCGACCGGCGGGAUGGUGUAUGCCGACAGUAAGCCGACUUACACGGCGCCGAUCUACACGGAUGCACCGCCGCCGCAGGUCACUCAGCACCGGGCUUAAGGAUCACAGCAUUCUAUGGUCCAUGGGCAGUGAAAGUCAUACAACAUUAAGCGUAGAGGCGGUGGAAGAAAAAGUCAGAGAAGGGAACAGGCUGUUUAUGUGAAAAUCUUGUGAUAUCCAAUCAUUGAUGUUAGAAAUUCCAUUUAUUUUUAUUUGUUGCGAAGCCAUAUACUGUUCAUCGAUCCUCUUUUUCCGCUGACCAGUGGUAUUGUUUCCCGUCAACGUC
Molecule: messenger RNA, 806 nt
Organism: Dissoconium aciculare CBS 342.82
Lineage: Eukaryota; Fungi; Ascomycota; Dothideomycetes; Mycosphaerellales; Dissoconiaceae
Exons: 2
Coding region: 56-580 (174 amino acids)
Source: RefSeq, a predicted model, not a curated record